Messenger RNA from Psylliodes chrysocephalus, 480 nucleotides. The record is from the annotation of a GenBank genome assembly. Lineage: Eukaryota; Metazoa; Arthropoda; Insecta; Coleoptera; Chrysomelidae.
AUGAAAAAUUUGGAAGAUAAACAAAAAUUGUGUGAUCAGCUUAGAAGAUCUAAAAAUGUCAUAUUCUAUGGUGUACGAGAAACAAAUAACAGAACAAACAGUGAUAUUGACAUUAUUUUAGAAAUAAUUAAUUCCAAAUUAAACGUUGCACUUGACAAAUCUAAUAUAAAUUGUUGCUUUCGUAUGAAAACGGCCGAUAAAAAUAAUAUUAAACCAAUUCUCGUCCAGUUUUGCUCCUCAGUUCAUACCAAAAAGGUGAUUUUUUAUAAUAAAAAGCUCUUAAAAGGAAUCAAUAUCAUCAUUAGGGAAGAUUUAACUCCUGAUAAAUUACAAAUAUUUAAAGCUAUGAUAGAAAAGGUCAACAAGAAUGGUAAAAUCUGGACAAAUAAUGGUGAAAUUUUUUUCAAAUCGAAUGGAAGCGACGUUGUUAAGAAGAUUAAGGAAUGGCAUGAUGUUAAUGCGAUUGGUAUCACCAGAUAG